Molecule: messenger RNA, 3088 nt
Organism: Cuscuta europaea
Lineage: Eukaryota; Viridiplantae; Streptophyta; Magnoliopsida; Solanales; Convolvulaceae
Source: the annotation of a GenBank genome assembly
UCCUCGAUUAAUAGUCUAGACUAGACUAGAUAGGGUAGCGACUAAUAGUCUACACCUUAUCUCUUCCCUGCAUAGCUCAUUUUCUUUCUCUCACACUCCCUCCACCUGGAAGUUUCCUAGACGACCACUCCUCUCCGAUUGUCUCUCAAUCCGUCUAUAUUUUAAGGAGCGAGUAUAUAGUAACCAGGAAAAUAGCUCUUCAUCGCAGCCUCAUAUUACAUCCAACGGCUGUGAUUUCCACUCUUCUCUUGCCUCUCACCACGAUUUGCCUUAAAUGCUAGGACACAAACACAAUCACUGAGCUUAGUCUUCCCAGCACUGUUCUCCCAUGUGUUAGACAGCCAAACCUUCUAGACUGCUUUACCCAAGGUAUAACUUUCUGUAUAUAUAGAUAUUUAGCAUAGUUUUGCAUCUGCACACACUCAUAUUCCCAGUUCUGGUUCUUACCCUUAUUGUUUAUGUUCUUGAGGAUAAAGAUUUCAACUUUGUGCUCAAUUUCAUAAGGAUAUGCUCUUAAAGAUUAUUAUUGAUAUGUUGGAGCGUGGUACUGUUAACAACUGUUGUGUUUAAUCUUUCUUGAGAAAUUGGAUUAGGGCUGCUGUCUCUUGAAGAUUCAAUGGUUAUGGACAGAGAUUUAAGGGGUUCUCAUGAGACCACUUCUAGGAUUGAACUGCAGGAUGAAAUGGUAAAGCUUUAUCUUGAUCAAGAAGCCAUCCGUGGGUUAACUGCCAAUGACACCUAUUUGGACCCAAUCUCUGUUGCAGAAAGUGAAAAGUACGGAGACCGGUUAAAUUCUCUGGACCCUAAUUUGUUGAAAAAGCAAAAUCUAAAUGGUUUAACCUUCCCAACUUCACCGUAUAUAAAUCCGAUCAAUGAUCCGAAUUCCGGAAAUGGUCACGAGGAUUGUGAUUUUAGUGACACAGUGUUAAAGUAUAUUAGCCAAAUGCUUAUGGAAGAGGAUAUUGAAGAGAAGGCCUGCAUGUUUCAAGAGUCAGCUGCCUUAGAAGCGGCCGAACGGUCUUUUUAUGAGGUCAUUGGCGAGAAAUACCCACCAUCCUCCCAUCUUGAAGAUCAUAUGGGUCAUUAUAGUAAUAAUGGUGGUGGUGAUUGUGAUUUGUUAAAUCCUAAUUGGGAUAUUAAUGAUUCGCUGUCAUCCUUUAGUUCAUCAUGCAAUAGCUUGUGGACUGUAAAUGAGGGGCUCGCGGAGUCACCAGUGAGUACACUCCAGAUCUCAAGCAUACCGGGUAAUAUUGUACAGGAAGCAAACAAGUUCUUCGACAAAGGGCAGAAUGGAAAUAAAAAUGAUACGAGAGGGUUAACAGGGAAGAAAAAUGUGCAUUAUGCACUUGAAGAAGCAGAAGAUGUGAAUGAGGGUAGAAGCUACAAGCAAUCAGCUGUCUCGUCUGAAUCAACCGUUGAACCGCAAAUGUUUGACGAGAUAUUACUAUGCAGUGGUGGUAAAAACGAAUCUGAUCUCCGUCAGUCUUGGAAGAGCGUUCAGGAGUAUAACGGGAAGAAAUCACGGGGGAGCAAAAAGAAUGGCAUCAAACGAGACAACAUGGUGGACUUAAGUACGCUAUUGACACACUGUGCACAAGCAGUUGCCUCUGAUGACUUACGGACGGCGGUGGAGCUUCUGAAGCAGAUCAGGAAACAUUCUUCCCAAACGGGUGACGGUGCGCAAAGGAUAGGUCAUUACUUUGCAGACGGGCUCGAGGCCCGUAUGGCAGGUUCCGGGACCAAAAUUUACAAAGCCCUUAUAUCGAUGCCCACUUCAGCUUCUGACGUCUUGAAAGCAUACCAACUCUUCCUAGCUGCCUGCCCUUUCAAGAAGAUCUCCAACUUCUUCUCAAACAAAACAAUAAUGAAUCUAAUAGCCCAACAAGACACCACGUCAGUCCACAUAAUCGAUUUUGGCAUUUUCUACGGCUUUCAAUGGCCUUGCUUCAUCCAACGUCUCUCGUGUAUACCCGGUGGACCCCCGAAGCUCCGUAUAACUGGCAUUGAUUUCCCACAACCCGGGUUCCGACCUGCAGAACGGGUCGAGGAAACAGGUCGUCGCUUAGCUAAUUACGCCCAACGAUUCAAUGUCCCAUUUGAGUUCCACGCCAUAGCCCAGAAAUGGGAAACUAUUAAACCGGAAGAUCUUAAGAUCAAAGAGGGAGAGCUCCUCGCGGUGAAUUGCCUAUAUCGACUCAGGAAUCUACUCGAUGAGACGGUCAUUUUAAACAGCCCUAGAGAUACAGUUCUCGACCUGAUCCGCGCGUUAAACCCAGCCGUUUUCAUAAUGGGGGCCGUUAACGGGUUGUACAAUGCCCCAUUUUUCAUCACACGCUUUCGGGAGGCACUUUUUCAUUACUCGUCUCUGUUUGACAUGCUUGAGGCGACCACCCCACGUGAGGUUCACGAGAGAGUCUUGUUGGAGAAGGUCUUGUUCGGUAGGGAGGCAAUGAAUGUGAUAGCAUGUGAAGGUGGGGAGAGGAUUGAGAGGCCGGAAACAUAUAAGCAGUGGCAGGUGAGGAUUCAAAGGGCAGGGUUUAGGCCACUUCCUGUGAAUGAGGGGAUCAUGAAGAUCUCUAAGGAGCGUGUAAAGGUGUACCAUAAGGAUUUUAUGAUUGAUGUGAAUAGAGCUUGGCUUGUUCAGGGAUGGAAAGGGCGUAUUAUAUUCGCUCUCUCAUCCUGGAAAGCGGGACCCUAAGCGUCAAAGUAUGAGAUUAGUUAACAACAGCAAGAGGAGGAGGUACUUUGAUGGUAUUUAUAUCUAUUUGAAAUCAUUAGAACUUUCAAUCCCCCCCCCCCCCCCCCCCCCCCCCAUCUAGAGUAGUUGUGCACUUGUGGUGAUAAGGAUGAACUAAUGUGUGUUGCUUUGUAAAAAUGCUCUGGUUUUUGACAUAGGAAGAUUAGGCCUUCUCGCCGUGGCUGUGUGACUGGCCACUGCUAUCCUUCAAGCCUAUAUGGCAGUUUUCACCCUCCUGGGGUAAAAUACAUUUUGUCCCAUAGAUGUUUAUGAAUGUAGGUAUUUUACAACAUUUUGGUUUAUUAGAUUCAUACUUUCUUAAUGUUGGAUAUUUAGACCGAAUCACAGUGC